AUGUUUGGUAGGACGAACAUUUCUGUUUCCCGGAAGCUGAGCCUCUCAUCCACCAUUAGAAAUAAGGAUGUUUUCAUUGUUGGAGCAGCUCGCACCCCUAUCGGCUCAUUCCGAUCCCAGCUUGCAACUAUUUCUUCUCCAGAGCUGGGAAGUGUUGCUAUAAAAGCCGCUGUGGAAAGAAGCGGUUUGAAACCAGAAGAAGUUAGAGAGGUGUAUAUGGGGCAGGUUUGUCAAGCUAAUGUUGGCCAGGCACCUGCUCGACAAGCUUCCCUUGCCGCUGGUCUUCAUACUUCAACGGUUUGUACAACGGUCAAUAAAGUGUGUUCAUCAGGUCUUAAGGCGAUUAUGCUUGCUGCUCAACAAAUUCAAAUAGGAAAUCAAAAUGUUGUCAUUGGUGGUGGAAUGGAAAGUAUGUCUCAAGUUCCUUUUUAUCUGGAUCGCGGCGAUACUACAUACGGAGGAAUACGCUUGAUAGAUGGAAUAGUGAAAGAUGGGCUCACGGAUGCUUACGAUAAGUGUCACAUGGGUAAUUGUGGAGAGAAGACUGCUAGAGAACUUGUAAUCAGCAGAGAUAUGCAAGAUGAGUACGCUAUUGGAAGUUACAGAAAGGCUGCUGCUGCGUGGAAGAGUGGUAUCAUGAACGCCGAGGUCGUGCCAGUAACAGUGAAAACUCGUAAAGGAACAUUUUCAGUUGAUAUGGACGAAGAGUUUUCAAAGGUAAAUUUCGACAAGAUGAAGCUGCUCAAAGCUGUUUUCCAGAAAGAUGGCACGGUAACGGCCGGUAAUGCCUCGACGUUAAAUGAUGGGGCAGCCGCUGUGCUACUCGCUAGUGAGCAAGCUCUGAAAGAACACAACGCGAAACCGGCUGCUAGAAUAGUAGCAUACGCAGAUGCUGCCACACAUCCACUUGACUUUGCAGUUGCCCCCCCACUUCUUGUGCCGAAGAUGUUACGAGCUGCUGGCUUAAAAAUGACGGAAAUUGACCAGUGGGAGGUGAACGAGGCAUUCUCGGUCGUAGCCUUAGCGUUCAUCAAACAAGUUGGAUGCGACCCAGAGAGGGUUAACCCACACGGAGGAGCUGUUUCUCUUGGACAUCCUAUUGGAAUGUCUGGCGCUCGUCUUAUCACCCAUCUAGUGCACUCACUGAAGUCCGGUCAAAGGGGGCUCGCUGCAAUUUGCAAUGGUGGAGGCGGCGCUAGUGGGAUGAUAAUAGAAAAGCUCUAA
This is a messenger RNA of Necator americanus (New World hookworm), 1224 nucleotides long. RefSeq lists its product as uncharacterized. Gene Ontology annotation, cellular component: mitochondrion. The record is from RefSeq and is a predicted model, not a curated record. The coding region runs from base 1 to 1224 and encodes 407 amino acids. The transcript is spliced from 10 exons. Gene Ontology annotation, molecular function: acetyl-CoA C-acetyltransferase activity. Lineage: Eukaryota; Metazoa; Nematoda; Chromadorea; Rhabditida; Ancylostomatidae. Gene Ontology annotation, biological process: fatty acid beta-oxidation.